Molecule: messenger RNA, 601 nt
Organism: Symbiodinium sp. CCMP2456
Lineage: Eukaryota; Dinophyceae; Suessiales; Symbiodiniaceae
Source: the annotation of a GenBank genome assembly
GCUAACGGGAAUGCUGCGGGCGCGUCUCUAUCCGCCGGAUCGCGUGCACUUUGACAUCGACCAUGAGCAAAUCAUCCGCUACCAGGUCUUGGACAAAGAGCCCGCCAAGAAGGGGGACGUGUCCGCCAAGGAUGGCUUCUGCUUGCAGAAGUUCGUGAAUCCGAACGGCUUGGCCGGGGAUCGGCACGACGCACGGCAGUACUUCACUUCCUUCCUGAACCAGUGCGGAAAGGCUGCAGGAGAAGAUGUGGACAGGCAGAGUAUUGCUGAGUUCGUCUACGACACGACCGCCGGAAAAGGAAAGGAGACGGACGAAAGUGACCAGUUCAAGGCCAUCCAGGAGGUGAUUCUGACCAUCACCAAGCAGGACUUCACUCGCCUUCGCGGCCUUGCGCAGAAGCUUGUCAGGUACGACCGCUUCCCAGCGGAGGAUCAGAAAGCAAAGGCUAAGAAGGGUCCGCAGAUGGAGAUGGAGUAUGAGUUUGGAUCAGAGCUUGAUUUCGUCUAUCCCUUGGAGGCGGACUCGACGGCGGCCUGGCGUUUGACACCGGAGGAGCCUGAGAAGGAGCCGAUCGAGCAGCUCUUCUUCCACCAGGCCAAG